Chenopodium quinoa (quinoa) is the source of this 3045-nucleotide messenger RNA. RefSeq lists its product as uncharacterized. Bases 1065 to 2771 code for a protein of 568 amino acids. The transcript is spliced from 12 exons. Lineage: Eukaryota; Viridiplantae; Streptophyta; Magnoliopsida; Caryophyllales; Amaranthaceae. The record is from RefSeq and is a predicted model, not a curated record.
AACUAAAUCGAAACGGAGGGAUUAAUAAACAUAUUUUAAUACUAAAGGAAAAUUUGAAAAAUAGCACCAUCAAUACAUCACAUUUUAGAAUUACCACCUCGAAUGAUUUAUUUUUUUAAAAAAAUUUAUCACCUACAAAAUCUCAAAACAUCAAAUUUACCACCACUACUUUGCCCAAACCUUCAUUGACGACGUCAUGUGGGGUCACCAACGAAUUUUUCUGUUCUAUUUCCCUCUUUUUUCCUCCCCUUCCCUCGAUUCUCCCUCUCUGUUCUUCAUUCUUCAUAAAAUUCUCUCUUAGUUUAGGUAAAACUUCCAAUUAAUGUGUAAUAAGGGUUUUUGCAAUCAAUUUGGGAUUUUAAAAUCCUAAUUACACAUACUUUUUUUUUAAAGCAAUUACACAUACUUGAAUGCAAUAAUUGGAUUUUUCGCACAAAUUCAUAGAGAAUAUUAGGAAGAGUGAUGAACAGAGAGUGUAAAUCGGAGAAUCGAGAGGGAAAUAGAAAAGAAAACGCGUUGAUGGGCCCCACAUGACGUGAAGGUGGUACUCCCUCCGUGUUUUAAAAAGUGUUACACUUGCCUAAUCCGAUCGUGUUUUAACAAUUGAUAUUUUGAAGAUUUGAAGGUGGGUGGUAAAUUUUAAAAAAAAAUCAUUGGGGGCGGUAAUUCCUAAAAAGUGAUGUAUUGAUAGUAGUAAUUCCUACUGUAUUCAUAUUUUGUAUUUUUUAACUUGUUUGUAGUUUGUUUAUUAUUAAAUGUUCAUAUUAUUAUAAGUGACUAAUUGGGUUUGGGCGUGCAUUUUUUACGGGCUUGGUCAAGCACUUUUCUUAUGAGGAGAUUAAGGCAUCUUUUAGAAAGCUUGCUAAAGAAACGCACCCUGACCUCGUUUCUUCUGCGGAUACUGAUACUGCUGAUUCGAAACGUUUCAUCCAAAUUCUCGCUGCUUAUGAGGAAAUUUUCAAGCUGUAAAGAAAGCUCUCUUGUCUGUUUCAAGUUGUCUCCAAGAGCACACCAAAGGUGACAUGUUUGAAGUACCAUGGUUGUACUUUUGAAGUGGUGAAAGUAUGACUGACAAGCUAAGAGUGAAGAAAAUGACUCAAGGUGCUACAAAGAAGAAACGGCAGCAAAAGAAAAAGAAUUCAAAGGAUAAAAUUUCAGAGGAUGAAAUAACAAAGAAGAUUUCAGCUUUGUGGGAGCAAGAAAGAUUACAAGAGUGCUUGGAUUUUAUCAUUUCUCUUGAUGAUGAGUGGUUGAAAAAUUUAAAAGUCUAUUCUAUGAAAGUGCAUGCACUUGUAGGUUUGAAACGGUUUGAAGAGGUAUUGGCUUUGCAAAAACGACUCGAAGAAUUUGGACAUAAAACGACUUUGGCACUUGGUGAAUGGUUUAUGUUUGCUUAUGCUAACAGAAAGCAAAAUAAUAUUUUGGAAGCAUAUCUCCUUUAUAAAUAUGUGCAUGAUCAGAAGGGUGCAGUCUGUGUAGAUGAUGAAGCAUUCAAAAACUGUCUCAAAUGGAUAAAAAGACUACAACCGAAAGUUCAACCAGAUUUGGAUAGAAUUGCAGUGGAAAGAGCUAGUAAAUUUUUGGAUGAUGAGCGUGCUGCCUCCUCUUCCACCAAGGCUCCUGCCUCCUCUUCCACCAAGGCUGCGACCUCUUCCACUCAAGGCUGCAUCCACCCGACCAAGGCUGCAUCCACUCCGACCAAGGCUGCAUCCACUUCGACCUUGGUUGCGUCCGCUUCGACUUUGGCGAUCCCUUCUUUGACCUUGGAUCCCUCAUCUUUGGGUGUGGAUGCCUCUUCCCAAAAAAUGAUGAAGUUUACAGAGGAUGGUGUGAUAUACUUUGAAAUGACCCAGCUUGAUGAAUUUUCAUAUCUUGGUGUAAUGAAGAUAGGCGGGAGUUCUUUUCCCAAGUCGUAUAUCAAAAUUGGCGAGAAUUCUACUUCAGAUGUCUCAAUUAGGCUUAAGAAAAACUCAUGCCUAUUGAAAAUUGAAUUUUCAAUGUAUUUCCACUCCCUUUCCAGUAGGGUAGCAAUUGUUGAGCCGGUCCGUCCAGUAAAAGUGUUCUUUGAAUUGAAGCUUGAAGAUUUCAAAUCGGAAGCAAUGGCUCAAACUUGUAAAAAAUGGUGGGAAUAUAUCAAAGACGACUUUCUAUCAAUAUUUCGAGGCGUAAUAUGUGGCAUGCUUGUCAUAUAUUCAGAUCAAAAAGUCUGUAGUGAUCUGGAAAAAUCACUCUACGUUACUGAGGAGGGAGAAGCCAAAAUAUUGCAUAUUUCUCAAGAAAAAUUUACAUUCAGUCAAGCGCAAAAAGAAGUGUCUGAUUUGUUGUCCAUUAUUGAAGGAGUCAUUACUUUGAUAAGACCAAGAUCAAGACCAGAUUUGGAAACUUGGCGUAAAGAAUUUGAGCUAUCUUAUGAACUGCCUUUAGAAUUAGGUCAUUUUUUAAACAGCUUAAGAGUCAGGAAAAUAUGUGAUAACAUUCAUCCAAUGUUGUUGAUUGAUCACCCGUUUAUCUGGUCGAUAAAUCAUCGGGUUUCAUUCAUCCAGUCUCUUGAAGUGGCUAUUAAAGAAAGGUUAAUCAAUGAGAAGGCUUUCAAUAAUGAAAUGACUCCGAAUUUUAGGACUCAAAAUUGGAGGAUUGAAGUCUCAAAUGACUUGUUAUUGUCAGCAACUUUUAUGUUAAACCAUUUCGUGUCAUUAAUUUUAUUCAUGCAGUGUUUUCCCAUGCUAAUGACUAUCAAUAUGAUACUAUACGCGGGAAAAAGGGUGGUUUGACUCUUGAGGAAAGAGAAAGUCUAAUUACAAAAGUGUUUCCUUCAAUAUAUACAACACUUUAUGACGCCCUGUGUGAUUAUGCAAAAAAUUCUAGUUGGGGAUAUACAGAGUCAUUUUCAGAUGUUCUUAAAAGAUUUUCAAGUUGUGGAUCUCAAUAUUGAUUUCCUGUUCCUGUUUGCAGGUAGGUGAAGGGGGUCGAUAAAUGAAUUGAUCCACUAGAUGCAUACCCUCUGAUGUCUGCAACACUAGUAGCAAGCCUGAUUUAUUUUUUGGU